GGAGCCGUAUCGUCGACUGGUGAUGCAUCAGAGACUAGGAAUGGCACGGAGACCGGUGGCAGCAGUAAUGUAUCCGCAGAGGAGACGGUGAAUACGACAGUCACAGCAACUAGAAUGGAUGCAGCAGCGAGUCACCACUCAUCACCAUCCACACCAACUCAACACCAACCUUCAAGACACCAGCGAUACGUCAGUUUUUGUUCUAGUUUAUUGCGUUGA
Molecule: messenger RNA, 219 nt
Organism: Anisakis simplex (herring worm)
Lineage: Eukaryota; Metazoa; Nematoda; Chromadorea; Rhabditida; Anisakidae
Source: the annotation of a GenBank genome assembly